AUGGAUGUGAACGAUAAUAAUGAGGAUUGGUGGGCAUCAUAUGAUCAAAGAUAUUUUGAUCAGGAUGCGUUGGAUAAAGAACUGUCUAGUUUAGAAAAAGCAUUAGGUGUGAAUACAAAUCGAAGUGAAGAAAAAGAAAACGCGAAUACUAGUAAAGGAUUUUUAUGUAAAAAUUGUGGUGCUAAAUUUUCAAGGGCAUUUACAUUGAAACAUCAUCAGCAAAGAAAUGUUUGCGGUAAAAAACGCCACUUCAAUUGUCAGCAUUGUGGUAAAUCAUUUUUGAGACAAGAAUACUUGAAACAACAUGAAAACAAACGAAAAUGCGAUAGAGGUACAUUAAUUAACAGAGUCUCAAAUAUACCGACAGCUUCAACGUCAGAAGAAAGCCUUGUUUCUGUGCCAUUAGAGAAAAUCAAACGGUUUCAUUGUGAUAGGUGUAAUGGUAAAUUUGCCAGGAAAUUCAAUUUAGAUAGACAUAUAAAACGUAAUACGUGCACAAGUAAUGGUAUAGAUCGUGUUUUCACAUGCCGAAUAUGUUCAAAGACAUUCUCAUCUCCCGCGUUUCUAAAAAAAAACACAUGCGCGUACACCCAAAGAUUAAGGCUAAUUCUGGGGCUAAUGUACAAGAUAAUCCAGCCAAACAAUCGAACAACUCAGGGGCUUUAA
Mercenaria mercenaria is the source of this 666-nucleotide messenger RNA. RefSeq names its product gastrula zinc finger protein xFG20-1-like. The record is from RefSeq and is a predicted model, not a curated record. Gene Ontology annotation, cellular component: nucleus. Lineage: Eukaryota; Metazoa; Mollusca; Bivalvia; Venerida; Veneridae. Bases 1 to 666 code for a protein of 221 amino acids. Gene Ontology annotation, molecular function: RNA polymerase II transcription regulatory region sequence-specific DNA binding; DNA-binding transcription factor activity, RNA polymerase II-specific. The transcript has a single exon. Gene Ontology annotation, biological process: regulation of transcription by RNA polymerase II.